Molecule: messenger RNA, 2544 nt
Organism: Spathaspora passalidarum NRRL Y-27907
Lineage: Eukaryota; Fungi; Ascomycota; Pichiomycetes; Serinales; Debaryomycetaceae
Exons: 1
Coding region: 1-2544 (847 amino acids)
Biological process (GO): rRNA processing
Cellular component (GO): small-subunit processome; nucleolus
Source: RefSeq, a predicted model, not a curated record
AUGCCACCAAAGAAGAAGUCUUCUAAGAAGAGAAGCAAUCGUAAGAUCCUCGAUGCGUUCCAAAUAGCAGAACGUGCGCAAAACCCCGACGCAAACAGUGAAGAUGGGUCUGAUUAUGGCUCCGAUGACGAUCUCCAAGUCCAUGAUGGUAUUCUUGAUGCUCGUAGAUUCGUCAAGGAUGCCCCUGAAGAUUUCGAGGAUGAAGAAUUAGAUUCGGAUGAAGCCUUAGGGUCUGAUGACGACUAUGAUGUUUUGAAUUCCAAGUUCUCCCAAAGUAUCAGAGACAAGGCCAAGAAGAAGAAGUUGGGCAAGUUGGAUUUGAGUGAAAAUGAAGAAAGCGAAGAUGAAGGAUACGCCAGUAUUGAUGAAAGUAAGUUGGUUACCUUGUCAGAAGCCUGGGACAUGGAUGAUCGUGAUUUACAAAAGACUCAAGCUUCCAAGCCUAACGAAGUUGUCUUGGAUGAUGAUGCCUGGGAAUCUGAAUCUGAAGAAGAGCUGUCUUCGGAAGAGUCUGAGUCAGAAGAAGAAGAGUCUGAUGAAGAAGACAUCUUUGCCAAUGAUGAAGAAGAAGAAGAAGACGAUGUCAACUUAACAUCCACCGUGUCUCGGUUGAAGUCUACCAUCAAAAUACCCAAGGAGAAACGUAGAUUAAUCGUGGAAUCCCGUGAAGAAAACGAGUAUAACCUUCCAACAGCAGGAGGAGCCACUCUUUCGUUGGCAGACAUGAUUUCUGCCGUAGAUGGUGGUGAUCAAGAUGCUAUUCUUAUUGACUCUGAAUCUAAACUGUUGGAAACUCCGCUUCCUAAACGUAUCCAAGUGCGUCACGACCGUGCUGCUGCAUAUGAACUUGCCAAGGAUGAAGUGGAUAAAUGGAAGGACACUGUUCAGUCCAACCGUCAAGCAGAAGUGUUGAAAUUUCCCAUGAACAAACCAGAAAUCCAUGACACUGCCACUACAUUCAGAAGCGAUGUUGUGCCAACCACCGAUUUAGAAGUCAAGGUUCAAGAAGUAUUGAAACAGUCUGCGUUGAUUGACGAUUCCAAGGAAGCUACUUUUGAAGAAAUUGCUGUAGCCAAGUUAUCACCGGAGGAAAUGAAGAAGAGAACCGCUGAGUUAAGACUUAUGCGUGAAUUAAUGUUCCGAGAUGAAAAACGAGCCAAACGUAUCAAAAAGAUUAAGUCUAAGCAAUAUCACAAAAUCAAAAAGAAGGAAAGAUUGAGAAAUCAAGAAUUGGUUGAGUCUGAUGACGAAGACACUGAAGAUCACGAUUUGAAUCGUGCGCGUGAAAGAAUGACCUUGAAACACAAAACCCAAUCCAGUUGGGCCAAAUCCAUGAUUAAGAGUGGUUUAACUAAGGAUGCCAACAAUCGUGCCGAGCUUGAAGAAAUGUUGCGUCAAGGUGAAAAACUCCGAGCUAAACAAAUGGGAUUCGAAGAUGGUGAACAGAGUAAUGAUGAAGUAUCAGAUAUAGAACGAGAAUAUGACCAGGAUGACGAAGAUGACUCUGUCAGGAGUAAACUCGGUAAGGGUGUCAUGGGUAUGGAUUUUAUGAAAAAGGCUGAGGAAAGAGCAAAGCAAGAAAACUUGCAACAAUUGGCCAUGCUUAAAAAGGACGAUUUGGAAUUAUUUGAUGAAGAUGAUGGAUCAGUCAAUGUCACUAAGAACCAAGGAAGAAGAGUAUAUGUCCCAACGACAAACCAAGAAGAAAUUCUUGAAAUUAACAGAACCGUGCAUGAACAAGUUGAACAAGAUCAAGCUAAAUCUUUGACUAACAAGUUAUCCAGCAAGUUUACCAAGAAAAUAGCCAGCAAUGAAGCAGUUGCAAGCACAGAUGAACCAGAAGAAGACUCCUCGAAUCCAUGGUUAUCCACAACCACUACCCAAACUGAAAAAUCCACCAAGGUAACAACCAUAGAAAAGGAAUCAUCCAAAUUAGCUAAAGCAGCUGCUAAGCUUGCCAAACAAAAGCAAAAGAAACAUAAUAACCGUACACAAGAAGCAUUGAUUGAUAUGAAUGACACUCUUGCUGUAUCUUCAGGAAUCCAUGAUUCUGGUGAUGAAGAAGAACAAGAUGAAGAUGUUCCAAAAAUGUUUACUCAAAAGGACUUAAUCAAACAAGCAUUUGCAGGAGACGACGUAGUUUCUGAAUUCGAAGCUGAAAAGAAACGAGUCAUUGAAGAUGAAGACGAUUACGAAGAGGAUUUGUCCAUGCCUGGUUGGGGUGAUUGGGCCGGUGGUUCGAAUAAGAAAUCUAAAAAGAGAAAGAUUGUAAGGAAAGUCGAUGGGGUUGUCCAAAAGGACAAGAGAAAGGAUAAGAAUUUAAAGAAUGUUAUCAUUAAUGAACGUGUCAAUAAAAAGAAUUUGAAAUAUCAAUCUAGUGAAGUUCCAUAUCCAUUUGAAUCUCGUGAACAAUAUGAAAGAUCUUUGAGAAUGCCUGUGGGUCAACAAUGGACCUCUAGAGAAACACAUCAAAAACUCACCAUGCCUAGAGUUAUUGUCAAGCAAGGUACAGUUAUAGAUCCUUUAAAGGCGCCAUUUAAAUAG